This is a messenger RNA of Spirodela intermedia, 2837 nucleotides long. NCBI's taxonomy places the organism in Eukaryota, Viridiplantae, Streptophyta, Magnoliopsida, Alismatales, Araceae. The record is from the annotation of a GenBank genome assembly.
AUGGUUGGGGUUGCGGCGGAGAAUGGGGAUCACGGCGGGGAAGAAGGAGGAGAAACUGCGCUACUCCUCAGUCAUGGGGCAGCGCCCAGGGACAGAUUGCAUCUGGCCUACAUCGUCUACUUCAUCCUCGGCGCCGGCUUCCUCGUCCCAUGGAAUACCUUCAUCACCGCAGUCGACUACUUCUCCUACCUGUACCCUGCAGUUCCCAUCGAUCGCGUCUUCUCCAUCUCCUACAUGAUCUGCGCCCUCAUCUUCCUCAUCAUCAUAGUCGGAUGGUGGGCUCACCGCUCCGGCGCCUCCAUCCGCAUCAACUCCGGCCUUGUCCUCUUCGUCGUCAGCCUCCUUCUCGUUCCUAUCGUCGACGUCGCCUACGUUAAGGGCCGCCAGGGCCUCUACACAGGCUACGAUAUCACUGUCGUCGCCGUCGUCCUCUCCGGGAUAGGCGACGCCCUCGUCCAGGGCGGUGUUAUCGGCUCCGCGGGAGAGCUCCCUGAGCGCUACAUGCAGGCUGUUGUCGCUGGAACUGCCGCCUCUGGUAAUUAGAUUAGCCAUCUUCACCAUGACUCACUUUGGCUGGGAUUGUGCUUCUUCACAUCGAUUCAUUAAAAUCUCCUUACUGGAAUUGUCAGUUUCAACUCUCCUUUUUUCUGCGCCGUCUCCCCCACGCAGAUCUGAUUCCUCAGUAACCGCAUGGUUAGUCGUCUCCUAUUCCGCGCAGUCUAGACAGCCUAAAGAAGCUUUUAUGGAGACGAAGAGAUAUCUUGCUGGACCCUAAACUUUAUGAUAAAAACAUUCUUGCUUGAAUUUUAGCUUUCACCUGAUAAGCUGAUUACAGUUUGUGGACGACAGGUAAGAAGACAGACUUACUUCUUCUCUCCGAUCGUUGGACCGCAACAAGAUCACCAACCUAUGCUGUACAAUCACUUCUUUAGGUGCUGGCAACGCCAACCCUUGAUUCCUUCCUUUUUCAUGUUUAUACAACUUUUUUCUCCAUUCAUUCUUAGUCUGUGAUCUUUCCCCCAUGAGGGGGGAAGUGAGCAGUCCGAGUCGGGGAUCCCUUUCCCAUGAUCACCUAGGCAAUUUCUGCUUAUUCUCGUCUGCCAGUUCCAGGGAAUUUAGUAUCCUCACUCCCGUUUUGGGUAUCAUUUUCUGUGUUCAUGACUCAAUCUUUUUGUCUGAAAUAAUGAACUGAACCGAUUCAAACCUUUUUUACCGAAGAAAAUAUACAGUAUGUGGCCCUUCCACCUCACGUUUUCCGAUUAUUGUUGUGGACAGUAAGAAUCUGUCGAUGCCCUCAUAAUUUUGUUCCCCUUUGGUCAGACGGAUCUCUUCACAAUCUUGUACACCUUCCUGCCUUAUAAUUGCCAUGCAGCUUUCCUGGAAGGGCUUUCAGUCCAGAUGAUGUGGGUCUUCUGUCACCCGUAAUAACUGUGUUGUGGUUCCUCACUCGAACUAUGUAUGUAUGUGUACUUCAGGACCCUUGACGAAACAAAACGGUCUCUGGUUUUGGUAUUCAAGAGGGUUUCUAGUUCCCUACUUCCAAUCAUCAUUAACUCGAGAAGUGGCAGGAUGAAGAUAAUAUAGACCCUAUUCAGGAUUAUUGAGAAUCAAAAGAUUUUUAAUUUAUCCGUCAGGGCUGUAAUUCUUGUGGAUCGCCAACAAACUUCCUCUUCAUUUCUUGACAUUUAUCUGCAACAUGGCUCGUUUAGGUUAUUUAGGGAAAAUAUUUUUUCCCAAUUAGUGAAUUGAUUAUCUAAUCCGUGGUGUCAAUCUAAGAAGGAUCGUGUUUGAAGUAAAUUAGGAGAUGUAGAUGGAAAAGAUUGGGUAGCUGUUGAUGGCAUCUUCUCCUGUAAAGGUCACAGAACUCUCUCUGUUUCACGAACAAAUGCAGUCCAGCCAUGGAAAAAGGAGUCCCUUGGAGACAAACCGAGCAAUAAAAAGAAGCAGAAAUUAUCUUCAAACUGUUAGCGCUUAAAUUAGAUGGCAUUCCAUUUUUCUCUGCUUCCGGUGGAUGGGUUCUUUCUUUCAUGACUCCAACUCCAGAUGAUCAAGAAGCUUUUUCAGGUCUGACCCCCGUGAAAUUCGCACACUCUUCUGUCCCAGGGGUUCUUAUCUCAUUCAUGAGGAUCCUCACCAAAGCCAUGUUCUCACAAGACUCCCACGGCCUGAGGAAGAGCGCCCACCUCUACUUCGCUGUCAGCAUCAUCCUCAUGGGGCUCUGCUUGGUCUGUUACAACUUGGCGGACCGGCUACCAGUCGUCCGCUACUACAAGGCCCUCAAGACCCAAGCGGAGGAAAACGAGAGAGAAGGGAAGGACUCCUCCCUCACCGGAGCCGCCUGGCGGUCAACCCUGUGGAGGAUCAUCAGCAGAGUCAAAUCGUUCGGCCUCGGCAUCUUCCUCAUCUACGCGGUGACCCUCUCCAUCUUCCCUGGCUAUCUCACUCAGGACGUGCAUUCAGCAACCCUCAAAGACUGGUACCCCGUCAUCCUUACCGCUGCCUACAAUGUGUUUGACCUGGUCGGCAAGUGCCUACCCGCCUUCUACAUGCUCCAGAACGAGGUAACCGCCAUUGCUGGCUGCGCAGCCAGGUUGCUCUUCUUCCCGCUCUUCCUGAUUUGUAUGCAUGGCCCUGAGUUCCUUCGCACGGAGAUACCUGUUGCGGUGUUGACCUGCCUGCUGGGCCUCACCAAUGGGUACCUGACCAGCGUGCUGAUGAUCCUAGCCCCCAAGUCCGUCCCCAUCCAGCACGCUGAGACCGCAGGGAUCGCCAUCGUCCUCUUCCUGGUCCUCGGCUUGGCCUGCGGCUCGGUCAUUACCUGGUUCUGGGUCAUUUGA